Messenger RNA from Microdochium trichocladiopsis, 590 nucleotides. RefSeq lists its product as uncharacterized. The transcript has 2 exons. The coding region runs from base 155 to 493 and encodes 112 amino acids. Gene Ontology annotation, molecular function: DNA-binding transcription factor activity, RNA polymerase II-specific; zinc ion binding. Gene Ontology annotation, biological process: regulation of DNA-templated transcription. Lineage: Eukaryota; Fungi; Ascomycota; Sordariomycetes; Xylariales; Microdochiaceae. The record is from RefSeq and is a predicted model, not a curated record.
GACCAAAGCAAGGGUCCUCUUUCAACUUCACCUUGUCCCGACCGCGGACUUUCUGCCCUCGUCGUCACGUCACCAGCGUAGUCGGGGCCUGCGGAGAACGUGCCUGCGCGACCAGGCACCGCCCAAUGACAGUCAUCGCACCGCCUCCGCCAGCAUGCAGUCACUCCCACACGUCCCGGCGAAGCGGGAUGCGCCAGAGGAGCAGCGGGCCGCCGACGAAGACGACGAGCGCUCGCCCAAGUCGCGUCGCCGCGCGUUCUCGUGCAUCUCGUGCCAGCGCCUCAAGUGCCGCUGCGACUACGACUAUGCGCUCCAGUCGUGCACACGGUGCCACAGCCUGAGGACCAAGUGCUCCCGCAAGGACCCUCCACCGAGGAUCCCGGAGACCAGCAAGGAGACAGACGCCAAGUUUGCGCUGCUGGAAGACAAGUACGCUGUUUCUCCUUCUUCCAUUCCCAAGUCUUGGUCGCUGUUCUACCGGGACAAGGAUUGACGCGGAGCCACCUCCCUCCAGGCUGCAGAGACACGACGAAGCACUCGCCGAGAUUGCAGACCUCCUCCGGAGCAUCAAGGCACACCAGCAGCCGCCC